AUGAUCCUCGCUGAUAGUAUGGCGCACCUCAAGAACGUCCGUGAACUCGACAAGGAGAAACAGGCCAACACCUUCUCCGCUUUCGGGCAGACCCAUGUGGUGGAUGCAGAUGCACCUCCUCCGUACGCCGAUGCAAAGGCUACCUGUGCUAGUGCCUCCUCCUCAAAGACGCCCAUGUCCGAGGACUCGGCCCCGCCCAAAGUCGCGCAAACCUCUGCAUCUGUCAGCGCACUGAGCAGCGGCGUUCCUCAGCGCGUGAACCACAUUUCGCUGUUUUCCAAGCGCGCGCCCAUCUCAGGCACCUAUCUCGUCGACCCGCUCCUUGCCGUGCCAAGCGCCGCUACCGGAGUGCUGUCUAGAAGUAGCCUUGGCAAGAUCGAGCGGGAGCACGCACGAAACCUUCGUGGAUCCCAUGAUUGGAUGCUGGGGACGCACAAGUCGUCGUCGGAGACAAACGCAGGGUUCAGAACGCGUGACGGGAAUGUCGACCUGGACAUUGCAGUUGCUGGUUCUGGGGCCGGUGAUUACGGGAGGAAGGCCAAGGCGCGAGUGACCGCUUCAAGCCGUCACGGACAUGUCAGAGUCAAUCUCUUUGAGAUACAAGGAGGCCGCUGUGUGGAUCUCAAUGUUUCUACUCGCAAAGGAAACAUUGUCGUGCUGCUUCCUCCGGAUUUCUGUGGACCAAUUACUUUCAAGACGAGGCGGGGUCGCGGAAACAUCAACUUCCUUCCUGCCUUUUCCGAGCGUGCUCGCAUUGUGCGUGCGACGGAUCGCGAGACGGCCGUUAUUUUCUCGGGAACGUCUCCCACAGAAGAUGUCCAAUCGGUUGUUCAGGACGACUCUUGCGUCAUAGGCACUCGUGCUGGUCGGAUUACGGUAGGAGGGUUUCCGCCCAAGUCCAAGUUUUCCCCCGACCAGAUACCUGACCUCACUGGGCGCGUCUAUAUAGUCACCGGGGGAAACGUUGGAAUUGGCCGCGAGACCAUCAAAGCCCUAUUGGAGCACAAUGCGAAAGUCUACAUGGCGUCUCGAAGCCAAGAAAAGGCCGAGGCUGCGAUCAACGAGCUGAAGGAGCAGACCGGGAAAGAGGCACUCUUUCUCCAACUUGACCUCAGUAGCCUUGCGUCCAUCCGGCGCUCCGCCGAGGAAUACUUGAGCAAAGAGAGGGAGCUACAUGUGCUCAUCAACAAUGCUGGUAUCAUGUGGUGUCCCAUUGAACAGCUUAGCGAAGACGGCUACGAUCUUCAAUUUGGAACCAACGUCCUCGGACAUUACUACUUCACGAAAUUGCUCAUUCCUGCUCUCAUCGCAGGUGCCGAAUCGUCCGCAGACCACCGGGCACGUAUCGUCAAUGUCUCGUCAUCUGCCUCAUAUCAAUACACGCUCAAUUGGGAUUCUUUCACUGACGGCGCCGCAAGAAGGAAAGUAGGAACGACAAUGCUCUACGCUCAGAGUAAAUUUGGCAACGUUGUAGUUGCUCGCGAGUUUGCCAAGCGUUACGCCGACAAGGGAAUUAUCUCCACCUCUGUAAACCCAGGUAACAUCCAGACUGAACUGCAGCGUUAUGUUCCAACUGUCAUGCGCGCGAUUAUGAACACCCUGAUACUUUACCCCACACGGUAUGGUGCGCUUACUCAGCUAUGGGCUGCUACUAUGCCAGAGCCACUGGACCACAAUGGCAAGUUCCUCAUCCCGUGGGCCCGAGUUGGAGUGACUCGGGGGGAAGCAUACGACGACAAGAUCGGAGAGCGGUUGUGGAAUUGGCUGGAGGAGCAGGUGAAGGAUAAGUAG
Messenger RNA from Fibroporia radiculosa, 1791 nucleotides. RefSeq lists its product as uncharacterized. The record is from RefSeq and is a predicted model, not a curated record. The coding region runs from base 1 to 1791 and encodes 596 amino acids. Lineage: Eukaryota; Fungi; Basidiomycota; Agaricomycetes; Polyporales; Fibroporiaceae. The transcript has 15 exons.